ACGCGACCCGGUUAGUAGUCCCGUUCUCGUUCCACGCGGUAGUGCAUCGUGCUUCGGCUAGGUUGUCGUGGCAGGUUCCCCCACUAGGCGGCUGCACGAACGGUCUAAGGGGAAGGGAGGAGGAGCCCCUGCACCGUCUCAGUCUUCGCGUCGCUGCCCUCCAGCAUUCACGCCUCCCGCGUCCGUUCGGCGGCGCAGGCACACUCCGUUCCGUCUGUACACACGCACACGCGGCCGCCCCCCGUCUUCACGUAGACGCGCGCGUACACACGCCCUGAAUCCGGACGAGGACUUUAGCACACCAACACCUCCGCGGGAGGUGUGGGGGUGAGCCCCCAGAGGAGGUGUCAAUCCUAGCGCUGCUCAGUGACCAUCGCGGCGCCACCCAAGUAACACCUUUCGUCCGCUCUCCAGCCCCGACCGAGGCGACCAGCGCGCACAGCACCCGAUCACCGUGUCUCGUUUAGAGAGCCCUCUCUCUUCUCUCUUCGCCUUUUUGUCUCUCUUGCCUUACGUUUUCGCGUAAGGAUAUCGGAAGCUAGUCCGAACUGUCCUCGUCCCCGGCCUGUGUCGUCCGGCCGUCGGACGCUGCUCCGACCCGACUCGUUCGUGUCGUUCCGCUCUUCCCGGCACUGUUCGCGAAGACAACGACGAGAAGCAGGUUUCCACCCUAUUGGUCGCGUGCUCGCGUCGCGUCUCGCCGUGUCUGUCUCGCCUCGUUCGAACGCGGUUGAUAUUCGUGUCGAGGAAGUGAGUGCUCUGCGGAACUGGCCUCGAGUGGACAUCGGUGGACGACACAGUGAGUCAGUGAACAGUGAACGACACAAGGAUUUAACACGUCCUCGACGUGCACGUAUAGUGGUACUUGUCCGAGCAAUCGGUGUUCUGGCUUACGGUGUGACUCUGUCUAAGCGCCACCGCCGAUUCUACAGGAAGAUCUUUCCUCGGGUGAAUCGAGAAAGUGUGCUUCGUCGUGUUUCUUUGAGAUCCCCGGAUACAAAGUUCCACAGACAGCACGGGACUUGACAGCACGUCUUGGAGAAAUUUUUUGGUGGUGGAUCGAAGCCUUGGCGGCGCUUCGAAGAUAACGAGGAAUCGCGAGAACGCGCAAGGUCCACGAGACGUACGAUGUCGAGAGGACGACUCGCGACGGACUUUGUGGGGAGCUCGCAGCGGGCGCGACGACAACGCAGCGAGGACCUCGGCCUACGCUCCUGAACACCUCGAACACGUUGCUCCUAAACCCUCGACAAACUCGAGCAUGCCGAAGAAUCGACCACCAGAGACAUACACGACGGUCGACAACGUGGCAUCGCGAGGUUCAGUGAAAUCCACCCGCAACCAAGUGUAAAACCAAUCGCCAAGAUUUUCCACCAACAUUGCCAAGUGUAUCUGUGUUAUUGUGCGUGUUUGAAAUCCGAUUGUUUAAGUGUAAAAUCCGAGAUCGAUACAAACGUCAGAAAUAAGAAAAAGAAAGGAAGGAAGAGUAUAAAAAGACGCCGUUCUCCGGUUUGAGUCACUCGAAGAGGAAUCUCGCGCGACUCGGCAGACCCGCCCGUCUCGAUGAGAUUCGAACAAGACACAGCGUGCAGGGGUACCCACUGCGCCAGCACUCCGCAACCCUCCGCGCUACAGCAGCGAUCACGGCUCGAGGAGGUGGUGGAGGAGGAGGUGGACUCCUCCGCGAAGGACAUCGAGGGUCAACGACGUAGACGCAGAGAAUUGGAGGCUAACGUGGUCGAGGGUGCAAACACGGGGCCGAGGGCCGAGGCGGGGGGGCCUGGGAUGGCGUACCCCGCGUCAGCGACGGCUCUGAAUCAGCACUCGGCCUUCGCGACCUCGAUCGCUGGCACGCCGUCCAGCAACCCGAACGGACACAUAUCCGGCGGCCACCUGCCGGCGCCGGCCGCCCCGCGACCGACGGACUUCAGCGUCUCGUCGUUGUUGACCGCUGCGACGACACAUCCGCCGAUUUUGGGUGGCUCGUCGUCCCAGGGAAGCGCGUCACCGCCACCCGGAGGACCGGGAAGCCCGGCCGCCGCGCCGGAAACGCCGCCCCCGUUGCCAAGCCAGAGGGAAUUGUCGCAUCCGUCCUCGGCGGUGGCAGCGGCCAGCUACUUCAGCGCUGCCGCCCUGGCCGCCGCUGGAUUCUACAAUCCGGCGGCGCAUCUGCCAGCCACGAGUUCGCCUGGACCGACGGCGCAUCAUCUACAGGGAAAAGGGAUCCUCAGCAGCCCGCAUCAUCAUCCGCAUCUCAAUCCUCACGGCAUCACGCCGCCAGGUUUAGGCUUAGGCCCACAUACGCCCGAAGAAGCAGCUGUCCUGGCGGCCGCGGCGGCAGCGUUGCACCACCAUCAUCAGGGUGGUCCUGGUGGGCCUGCGAUGAGGCCACUCAGGCCUCCCUUACCCCCGGGGAUGUUGCACACCUCGCCACACCCUCUGGCACCGCAUCACCCCCUCGCAGGGCCUCACCAUCCCCUCGUACCUCCUCAUCAUCCUGAGGAAGACGGUGUCGUGGAUGAUCCUAAGGUAACCCUCGAGGGCAAGGAACUCUGGGAAAAAUUCCAUAAACUCGGCACGGAAAUGGUCAUCACCAAAAGCGGCCGGCAGAUGUUCCCUCAGAUGAAGUUCCGAGUUUCCGGAUUGGACGCGAAGGCCAAAUACAUCCUCCUGCUGGACAUCGUCGCAGCGGACGACUACAGAUACAAGUUCCACAACAGCAGGUGGAUGGUAGCGGGAAAGGCAGACCCGGAAAUGCCGAAGAGGAUGUACAUCCAUCCUGAUUCGCCGAGUAGCGGUGAGCAGUGGAUGCAGAAGGUGGUGAGCUUCCACAAGCUCAAACUCACUAACAACAUCAGCGACAAGCACGGCUUUGUAAGUACUACGAUAUUGAACUCGAUGCACAAGUACCAGCCGAGGUUUCACCUGGUGCGGGCCAACGACAUCCUGAAGCUUCCCUACUCGACGUUCAGGAGUUACGUUUUCAAGGAGACGGAGUUUAUCGCGGUGACCGCCUAUCAGAACGAGAAGAUCACCCAGCUGAAGAUCGACAAUAACCCGUUCGCGAAGGGAUUUCGGGACACGGGGGCGGGGAAGCGCGAGAAAAAAAGGCAGGCGCUGUUGACAGUGUCAGGAGGCGGUUCCCGUCUAACAGCAGGUGGGCCAGCAUCCCCCGAGAAGCGUCGUUCUUCCAAUUCGGUUAACGACCUCUUAGAUGACGAGGACAAACUUCUAGACGUCGUGGGACCCGAUACACCCCAUCCAGCGCAUCAUCAACGCGAGCGCGAACACUCUCGCGAGAGGGACGAUCGAACAAGCGAAAGAGGGGAGGGUAGCGAGUCAUCGGGUUCCGAGAGCGGCGGUGGACCAGGCCCAACGGGUUCAGAAGGGCCUCGACCGGACGUAUCGGUUGGUCCACCGCUUCAUCCGCCCCUGUUACCGUACCUCUAUCCACCGGUACCUGGGUUAUACCCAGGACCAGGGCCUCUAAUACCACCCAGUCCCCUGGGAAUCCAUGGUGGAGUCACUCCAGGCAUGUUGUUCAACGCGCAACUGGCUUUAGCUGCGUCCCAGCACCCAGCCUUGUUCGCUCACUAUCCUCACCCCCUGGCCAGUCCUCUACAUCAACUAAAAGGACAUCGAUUCGCGCCGUAUACCUUACCAGCACCGUCACACGGAUCCGCGUUCGAAACUGUCACCCCUGGUAGUAGGACACUCAGCCCAAGGUCUCCACCUCCAAGGCCUCCAACUAGCUCUCCCACACCAACGGCUGGCCUAACGUCGGGCGGCAGUUCAGCGGGUGAACUAAAAUCCAUAGAGAACAUGGUGAACGGCUUACAAGAGAAAAGGAGGCGUAGCCCUAGUCUAACACCCGGUGGACACAGGGGGGACGCGGACGCUGGCGGAGGGAGUCCGUGACAGGAGAACGAGCCCGUGACCAGCACGAACGACGACCCCGAUGACGAGCAGUUGGCCGAACCUUGCGAGCCUGAAGAGCUAUCCGGCGACGAGAGGGAGCCGGACUCAACCUCCGAGCCGUCGUAGCAGGGGAGAAGGUCGUCGGUCUCUGACAUCCUCCGUGCCCCGAUCCGGGUCGGUCCAUGGCGAGCCGGGCCCCGGGCACCUGGACGAGGGACGCUCGACAUAACGAAGUGCAAUUUUAGCCUGAGGACUGGCCGUGUGUUCGCCGGGCUCGAUCUUCCGGGACACCACGCCGUUUUCCUGCGAGUGUGUACAUAAAAUGGCCGGGAUGAAUCGCGCGGGGCCCGGCUUCUCCGCGCGUUGGACACUGCUUCAAGACUCUACGACCGUUGCUGGUGUACAUUUCUGUUUACGGGGCACGAAAGGGUGGGACGAGCGUGGUUCAAUGGGGCUGAGACCUUGCUACAUGGACGUGAGAGUUGUUUCGGGGCACAAUUUCAAGAGGAACUCUUCGAAUCACUUAGAGUGUGAGAAAACACUUUCGGGAUAUCCAAUUAUCUUGAACGAUUAGCUUCUUGACAAAGCCAUGAAAUGGCUUUCUCUGGUUGAUGGUCCUGGAACGCUUGGAAACGAGUUCGUGCAGUAUAGAUACAUUUGGCUAUUGCUCGGAUCGAUUGUUUAGACACUGAGUUCGUGUGAAAGAUUCGAAGUACAAAAUUCUGAAAUUCCAAGCUUUCAAUGAUCGUCAAUUUUAUAGUGGUUGAUCUUUUGGGGGUUUCAAGAGAUGUCACGCUCGAAGUGUUUCGGAAAGUAACUAGAAAGCCAUGAAUGUGUUUCGCGAGGAUGGAAAGAUUAACGAAUAGCGUGGCUAGCGACAGUGGUUGCGUUCUACCCGCGUGCGUUUUAGGUGUAAGCGAGAGGGAGACAUUGCAAUACGAGAGCACCUCCUACUAUUUGCAGCCCCUGUACAUAUGUACCCUAGUGAUAUUAUAUUAUACUAUAUAUAUAUAUAUUAUAUAUAUAUAAAUAACUACUCUCUCUCUGUAUUAAUUAUUGAAUAUAAUAUUAUAUUAAUUAUUAGAGAGACGUGAACGAAGCAUAAACGCACGCUACCCGAUCACGCCUCGACGCCCUCGGAAGUAGCGAAGAAAACGAAACAAACAAACAAACCAUACAGAAAGUGGUGAAGAUGUGCAACAAACGAACGAUAUAAUUCGAGAAUAGAAAAAGAUUCGACUCGCUAUUCGGCCGCGAAAAUCGCGUCGACGCGUGUUUUAGAUGAUCAAAAGUAAAAAACCGAAUGAUCGAUCGUCGUUCUUCGAUUCGGUGCCUGCAUAGAGGGCACAACCGUCACCAACCUCGUUUCAUGAACGUUUCCAAGCCGAAUCGAAACGACACUGAAAGAUUUCUCUCGAGGCGUUCAUCCACCCCAUCUCGACGUCGUUGCUUCGAAAAUGGAACACCACUCGCCCUUCCCAACCCUUGCGUCCCUCCUGUUUGUAUAAACGUUAGCGAUCGAUGUAGAUUAAUCGCGGGAAUUGUCGUAGAACAUCGAGCAAUCAGUUUCUCGAAAAUAAAAAUACCCAAGAACGAUAUAAAAAAAAAAAAAAAAGAGAAGAAGAAAUUCAGGACCUGUGUUGUUUCUGGAAGAUAAAAAUGCUCGCAACAACAUCAAUUUCGUGCGUCUUCGUAAGUAACCCUUUGGUCGGUAACAUUUUUGAAUUCUGGUGAUUAUUUCGACCAGAUUAAUAUCGUACUGGAUGAAAAUUGAUAGAACUGCUUGGUUGUAGGAAGGGUGAUAGUACUGGUGGAUGUCUUAUCGGGGGUUGGAGUGCAAUUUGCGUUCUCGGAGCUCGUUUUCGUCAAUCGAUGUAUGUGUAAAUGUAAAAUUACUUUCUUCCAUGCCGAUAAAGAGCUCCUCUCCUUAUUCCUUCGUUCUUUUCCUCACUUUUUCUUUUUUAAUGAGAAUGUAGCAACGGGACGGAUUGUAGUAUACGAUAUAAAAUUUUGUUGCUGUUACCGUGUAAAAAUGUGAAGUUUUGUAAUUAGUUCCGUUUAAUCCGCCUCUAGUGAUUAACGUUAUAGUUUGUUCGAGUUUUGCGAACUGUGGUUAACGGUAGUCGAAAUAUUAUUCCUAUGUAAAUGUCGUGUUCUGUAACACCACGCAAUGUUGCGAUUGUAUAAAAUACUGAACUACAGCUGUGGUGAAUCUGAUGCGUCGCUAGAAUUAUUUUUCGAAAGGUCCUUCUUAAUUUUUUUUUUGUUUUUUUUUUAAUUCUAU
Bombus huntii is the source of this 6202-nucleotide messenger RNA. It is a transcript of the gene bi, whose product is annotated as optomotor-blind protein. NCBI's taxonomy places the organism in Eukaryota, Metazoa, Arthropoda, Insecta, Hymenoptera, Apidae. Gene Ontology annotation, cellular component: nucleus. The record is from RefSeq and is a predicted model, not a curated record. The coding region runs from base 1564 to 3918 and encodes 784 amino acids. Gene Ontology annotation, biological process: regulation of transcription by RNA polymerase II; cell fate specification; positive regulation of DNA-templated transcription. The transcript is spliced from 7 exons. Gene Ontology annotation, molecular function: DNA-binding transcription factor activity, RNA polymerase II-specific; RNA polymerase II cis-regulatory region sequence-specific DNA binding.